Lasiodiplodia theobromae is the source of this 2052-nucleotide messenger RNA. RefSeq names its product WD domain containing protein. The transcript has 4 exons. Gene Ontology annotation, biological process: proteasome-mediated ubiquitin-dependent protein catabolic process. NCBI's taxonomy places the organism in Eukaryota, Fungi, Ascomycota, Dothideomycetes, Botryosphaeriales, Botryosphaeriaceae. Gene Ontology annotation, molecular function: protein binding; protein-macromolecule adaptor activity. Gene Ontology annotation, cellular component: nucleus. The record is from RefSeq and is a predicted model, not a curated record. Bases 1 to 2052 code for a protein of 683 amino acids.
AUGGCGGACCCCAUCGGCCUCCCACUGUCCCAGGACGACCUGUUCGACCAGAUCCCCCCGUCUUCGCAAUCGUUAGCGUCAUCACCUCCGCCGCCAUCCUCACCUCUCCGGGGCCGCAGCAGCAACAAGAUCAGGAAGCCUCCGCCUAUUACUCCCAAGCGUUUCAACAAAUUCUUUACUCCUAGGACUACCAGAAGCAGCACUGGCCAUGGUGCCUCCGGCCGUCAGUUGCGUGACAUCACCCGCAAUGCUGUGAACCGGAAGAAGGCCACUCCCAGGCGCACUGUCGUCUUUUCGGACGCCAAUGUUGCUGACUCCGAGAACUUCGUCACUCCUAAGCUUGGCUCCAAGAAAAGGAAGCUCCUACCUUCGCCUGAGAGUUCCCCUAUCCAACCAUCGCCCUCUAAGAAAGCCCGGAGUUACACCCAUACUGUCAAUUUCGAUAUUGCCGAGGAUGACGAGGUAGCUUCGGAUGCUGAGACGACAAUCCUUGAGGAGAACGAAGAGGAAGAAGAGGAAGAAGAGGAAGAGGAGGUGGAGGUCUAUUGCGAGCCAAUUCGUCGCGCUCCCAUUUCCAACACCUCUGGUCGACUCCUUACUCGGACGUUUGGUGGUCGGCGUGGAACAGGACGUGGAAAAAUCUAUGAUCAUUGUGGUGAUUGGAGGGAUCAGACGGCCAACUUUUACACUGGAAGGGAUGAUGUUCAUUCUUUCCCGUCAGAUAUUCCGUUCUGUACUGCUGCAUGUAACACUAACUCCUUGGUUGCCAUUGGAGAUGAAGACGGAACCAUCGUAUUGUUAGAGUCGGCUAAAGCUAGCACUCCGCCUUUCGAAACCCCUUACGUCAAGUUUAAGCCGCAUAGCAACGCUGUUAUGGAUCUCGCUUUCUCCUCCGAUGACCUUUUACUCGCCACGGCCUCUGGUGACCAGACUGGCCACGUCAUCGAUGUCAAGACUCAGCAAAGCAUUUUUGUCCUGGGUGGUUCCACCGGUCACCAAUCGUCUGUUAAACAGGUCCGAUUUCAGCCCGGAAACGAUGAUAUUGUCGUCAGUUCGGCCCGCGAUGGCAGUGUGCAAAUCUGGGAUCUCAGGGUCAAUGGAUCUCACGGCGCUAUUAGGAAUCUCAUUGGUUUCGAUGGACAGUCAACCGUCCAGGAGAGCAAUUGCCUAUACAUUGGCCCCUGGAACUCAAUCACUGGAGCCCACGCUGAGCGCCAUAGUGUGGGUAAUGUAGCAUCGCAUGCCAAUGCAGCACACAGGGAUGGUCCCUCGAAGGGUGAAGUACCUGGCCGUCGUGGCGAUGUAUCCAUUACGGCUAUUUCCUUCCUGAAUUCACCAGGCCGCGAACACCUCCUGCUUACCGCCUCUGAAGCCUCUACAGCGGUGAAGCUCUGGGAUAUUCGCGGCAGUCGCCUCUAUGCUCUAAGCAGAGACAACACCAUCUACGCAUAUUCGACGAGUCACUUGGUCUUGGGUCACGCCCCUGAGCUCUUGGCCACCAACAGUGACAAGAGGAAGUUUGCCAGCCCCGACAAGGAAGGUUUAGGACCGCUCUAUGGCUUCAGACAUCCCAGGCUCCAUGCGACCAGCUUCUGGGUCAAGACUUCAGUCCGCAAAGCCAAGGGGGAUAAGGAGGAAAUGCUGGCCGUGGGCUCGAGCGAUGGUUCCCCAAUCUUGUUCCCAACUGACGAGACAAUGCUCAAGCGUACCAUUGCGCCAUCUUCGUCACGUCCAUCCACGUCCGACUCUACGGUUGCCGGACCUCGCUCGAUCCUUCGUCGCAGCAUGUGUUCCUUCCACGGUCGUAUGAACGACACGAUUCCCAUCUAUAAUCGUGGUACGCCGCUUGUGCGGGGUCACCAGAAGGAGGUUACGGGCCUGACUUGGACGAGUGAAGGCGAGCUUAUCACCAUCGGCGAUGACUACACGGCGAGGUGCUGGCGUGAGAACCGUGAGGUUGCCAGAGACCUCAGGGUCGGUGGCGAGGCUGGUGGUAGGAGGUGGAACUAUGGCUGGGCAGAUGUCGGCGCUGACUACGACGACGACGAUUGA